AUGGCUUCUUCCCCUCUGCUUGUGUGCGUCCUCCUUCUAUGCAGCUGCUGUUUGAUUGCACUUGGAGGCAAUGAGCGCGGCUUUGUUGUGGUGCCAACAAGCACCUCUUCGCCAUCGAAUCCUGCAGCGUGCUCACCUGCACCACAAGGUAUGCAAUGCAAUGCUACUGAUGAAUACGAAUCAAAGUUUCAGACUAACUCUGAAGUGCUAUCCGUGUCAGUGACUUCUGAUCCCAACCGUGCGUCCAUGCCGCUGGCGCACCGGCACGGACCGUGCGCUCCGGCAUCGGUGGCGGCCACGAACAGGCCGUCCCGGGCCGAGAUGCUUCGCAGGGACCGCGCUCGCAGGAUCCAUAUCUUGCGCAAGGCAUCAGGGCGCAGGAUCACGCUGUCCGACGUGGGCGUGAGCAUCCCGACGUCCCUGGGCGCCGCCGUGGACUCGCUGCAGUACGUCGUCACGCUGGGCUUCGGAACGCCGGCCGUGUCGCAGGUCCUCCUCAUCGACACCGGCAGCGACCUGUCGUGGGUGCAGUGCCAGCCCUGCAACUCCUCCACGUGCUACCCGCAGAAGGACCCCCUGUUCGACCCGAGCGCGUCGUCCUCGUACGCGCCCAUCCCGUGCGACUCCAAAGCGUGCAGGGACCUCGACCCCGACACCUACGCCAAUGGCUGCACCAACUCCAGUGGCACCUCCCUGUGCCAGUACGGGAUCCAGUACGCCAACGAGGACAUCACAGUGGGGGUGUACAGCACGGAGACGCUGACGCUGAGCCCACAGGUUUCGGUCAAGAACUUCAGCUUCGGCUGCGGCUUGGUCCAGCGUGGCACGUUCGACCUGUUCGACGGCCUCCUCGGGCUCGGCGGCGCGCCAGAGUCGCUCGUCUCGCAGACGGCGGAGACGUACGGCGGCUCCUUCUCGUACUGCCUCCCGGCGGGCAACAGCACCACCGGGUUCCUCGCGCUCGGCGCGCCCAGCAACAACACGGCAGGGUUCCUGUUCACGCCGCUGCACAGCGUGCCGAAGGAGCCGACGUUUUACUUGGUCAAUCUCACCGGCAUCAGCGUCGGAGGGACGCAGCUCGACAUACAGCCGACCGUGUUCUCCGGAGGCAUGAUCAUAGACUCCGGCACGGUCGUCACGGUGCUCCCGGAGACGGCCUACUCGGCGCUGCGGACGGCCUUCCGGAGCGCCAUGUCCGCGUACCCGCUCUUGCCACCGAACAACGACGAGGAUCUCGACACGUGCUACAACUUCACCGGCAACAGCAACGUGACGGUGCCGACCGUUGCCCUCACGUACGACGGCGGUGUCACGAUCGACCUCGACGUGCCUUCGGGGGUUCUGCUCGACGGCUGCCUCGCGUUCGUCCCAGGGCCCCCGGAUGGCCAUACCGGAAUCAUUGGCAAUGUCAACCAGCGCACGUUCGAGGUGCUGUACGAUUCUGGCCGCGGACACGUCGGAUUCCGGCCAGGCGCUUGCUGA
Messenger RNA from Miscanthus lutarioriparius, 1482 nucleotides. The record is from the annotation of a GenBank genome assembly. Lineage: Eukaryota; Viridiplantae; Streptophyta; Magnoliopsida; Poales; Poaceae.